Messenger RNA from Effrenium voratum, 2328 nucleotides. The record is from the annotation of a GenBank genome assembly. NCBI's taxonomy places the organism in Eukaryota, Dinophyceae, Suessiales, Symbiodiniaceae.
AUGGACGCAUCCCCGCCCAGCACGGCUCAGCCGGCCCAGCCCGAAGCAGACGAAGCGCCAAAGCCCUUGCUCUGUCAGAGCUACAUUUGCUCCAUCAACAACAUUGUGGACGUCAUCGCUACCUCGCCCGCCGCCCAUUUCGCCAGCCGUGGUAUUUCGAGCGCCUUUGUGUGGUGCUGGCUCCUGCGGGUCGGCGGCUCAGGGGCGGGGGUACUCUCCACUCGGCGGGGAGGCAGCGAUCAUAGCCACCUGGACCGCAUGGCCGGGUCUCUGCGCACCCUCCGCAUGGUGCGCCUCGCGCGCAUGGUGCGGCUCUUGCGGGUGCUGCGGCUCGCCAAGGUGGCGCGCCACUCUGAGGUGAUCUCCAUCGUCUUGGAGAGCCUCUUCGAGUCCCUGACCGGCAUCUUCGUGCUGAUCUCCUUCGUGAGCAUGUGGGCUUUGGUCAGCGCCACGGUGGUCUACGCCGCUGAGAGCGAUGUGGAGGAUACGAUGUUCGAGUCCAUCCCUGCUGCGUUGUGGUGGUCCAUGGCCACCAUCUCCACGGUGGGCUACGGAGAUAUGGUUCCUCAAACUGCGAUCGGGAAGCUGGUCGGGGGGGCCUCGAUGCUCGGGGGCAUCCUCAUCACCGCCAUCUCGGUGGCCGUGAUCACCACCUCCUUCACGGAGCACUACCAGCACCGCUGCCAACGCGCGGAGGUGGCCAGGCUGAAGCACAUGGCACAGAAAGCUCAAGCCAUGGCCGAGAGAUCUGCAGGUGAGCAGGAGCCACAGAUUCACCCGAGUGACAGGAGCAACACGCAGGACAUUGUGGCGGCCUGGGAGCAGCUGGAGCAGGAGGUCCAGAACCACUUGCUGCGGGUGGAGGCUGAGCUCAUCGACCGGCCCCUGCGCCAGAGGACAGUGGACUUCUCCUCGAACAUGGCGCUCCAAUGCCUGCAGGUCCGCCGCAGCCUUUGCCUCCAGACAUCGCACAAUUGCCGGAGCCGGCAUUGCCUGGGGCGGUGCGACUGGGCUGAGCAGUACCCUUUUGAGUUUACGGCCAGGCAAGAGUGGGCGCUGGAGGAGUUGGAGAAAGUCAUCGCUGCCACUCACCGCAAAGUUCUGCUUCGCCCGGAGGGCGGCCUCUGCCGAGAGUGGCUGGACCUGCGGUCGAAUCGCUGCGAGCAGCGGCUGCAAGACUUGCUCCAACUGCUCCGCAGCUUUUCGCACGAGACCUUUGCCACGUUAAACGAAGCGCCCAUGGAGCAUAUUCUCGAGCUCUUCCAGUGCAUUGACUCCGACCUCCGGGAGUACCAGUUUCGAAUUCGGGAGCUGGUCCAGGUCUACGGCAUGCCCUUGACUUGCCAUCAUCCCAUCACCAACCACCGGCCUUUGGAUUUCGCCAUUCUUCAGGGCCGCGCUAGCAGCGUCCGCACGCUGCUUGCGCUGCACGCAACGCUGCAAGCGGCAGACAACGGCCCUGCGCUCUUUGUAGCUGCGGUGCAGUGGGGGAUGGAGGAGGUGCAAGAGCAGCUGCUGCGUUGGGCAAAGAGCCAAGAUGCGCGGAACGAGCUCUUUGGUGCGGCGCAAAAAGGGGAUGCCUUGCGCUGCAGUCAGCUGGUGCAGAUGAAGGUGGAUCCCAGUUGCAGAGACGAGCCCACCGGCUUGAGCGUGCUGGAAUGGGCCUUGCCAUUUGCGGCUCUGGAGGUGCUGCUGCCCUGGGCGGACGGCAGCGCCAAGAGCUCCGCGCUCUUCAGCGCCGCGAGAGCCGGGCUCACGGCGCCCUUGGCUUUGCUGAUCGCCGCCCACGCCGAUGUCGCCGCCCGCGAUGCGGAGGGCUGGACGGCGCUGGACUGGGCCACUGCCUCGGGCCACGAGGACUUCGCCCUGGAGUUGCUGCACCUCGGCGGCCCGCUGCUGGCGCAGAGCUGCAAGCGCUCCGUGCCGGCGCUGGCACGGGUGGCGCGCAAUCGGCAUCUCUGGCAGCUCGCCGGUUUGUUGGAGUACGAGCCGCUGAUCCGAGCGCAGGAGGAGUUCUGCCAGAUCCUAACGGACCCCAGGACGCAGCUCACAGAUCUCUUGGUCCGGGGACACCUCCAGCUCAACACGCCCAUCGGCGGUGAGACGCCCUUGGAGUGUUGCCUCCGCUUCCAGCGCCCGGAUCUGGCGCUGCAGUUGCUGCGCUGGCAGGCGGAUGUGGCGCAGGUGCCCGGAGGUGCAGCGCGCGUGCUGGACAUCUCACGGUGCUUGCCCUUCUCGGAGCCCUGUCGAGAGUUGCAGUUUCUCCUUACUUCGCACCUGGAUCAAGCCGAACGUGCGCGUCCGCCGCCGCCGCCGAAAGUGUGGUGA